CAAACGCUGCCUCGCCAUGGGGAAAUUGAAUGAGCCUGGGGAUGGAUGAUGUGGUUGCGCGUGUGGUAUAUGAUCAACGUCUUAACUUAAUCAUACCUGCAAGAGAAACUUUGAAGGAGUAGUUAAUUUCUAGUACUAAACGUUUGCCUCGCUCAGUGGUGAACGUGAAGUUCCCAAUCUCUGAGCUUCGUUCAGUGAAGAUCCCACCACAGAGCACCAUCGUCAGCACCGAGAAGGUGCCGUUGCUCAUCUCAACACCGGUUCUCCUCGCCGUCCUCCCUCUUUCAUCAUCAGCUCGCUUCCUGAUAUCCAACGAUCUCUGGAGUUGAAAAGAAGAGAGCAAGCGAAAAAGAGAUACGAUGUGUGUUAGAGGAAAAUGGCUUGAUAACCCCAACUGCAUUUGCUGCGCUGAUGUGACUCGCCCUUUGAUCAUUGAUCAGCCCGACACCGACUUCUUAAAGGGAAGUUGGAAUCCCGAAGGGUGUGAGCUGCCUCAGCUUAAUGCGGGGCAGUUCUCGGAGAUGGUUCGAGGGAAAUCGAUCAGUGUUCGUCCAGGAUCCGGUAGGGAUGAGUCAAAUGCAGUCAUUGCUAUGCCUUCCUGACUGGUGUAAAUGCUCUUUCUGGCUAGCACACUCAUUUGCAGAGAGACUAGUGCUUAUCAGUUCAACAGAGCAAAGCUCAAGGGACACGAAUCCGAGUUCUACUUGAUCCAAGUAGAGGAGUUCAGGGCGGCCGAGAGGGAGGGAAUUGAGAGGGGGUUUAGACAUUCAGACUGCUGAAUACCGCUAACGCCAGGAUCCUUAAACCAAUGGACGCCCCAGCCGACACUGGCGGCUAUUGGAUCGGAACAUGAUGGUGGCCGACCUAGUCCUAUCAACACUUGGAAGUUCUUGUCUCGUGUUAUGAAGUCGAAUUUCCCUUCGGGUCGAAAGAAGAGUGCCUGGUAAGGAUGACUGGGGAAAAAUCAAACCCUUUUCCCUUUCACUCGUACACUAGUAAAGCACACAACUUUUCACGUGCAACAGAAUUUCACGCGAUAAAUGCAUUUGUAUAUAUUAGUAAGAUGUACAUAGAUAACUCGCCACCAUAAUUCUAUGACCCAUGCGAUCCUCAAAUUUGGCAACACUAGUUACUCAAGUUCUGCUCUUCAAUCGACUGUUUUCUUGCUGAGCAGAAUAGCGUGAUUCGCCCCUUUUCCUCUUAGACGGAAGUGAAAGAAUAUACUAAGCAUUGGAGUCUAGACAUUCUCAACGGUUUUACCUGCAAUGAAUGUCAAUUUAAAGCCAUUCCAUUACCCUUUUCUUGUUAGUCACUUUGCCUUUAUCCUAGGCAUCAAGUUUCAGCAGGUCCUUCAAGGUUCUUUCCUCUCUUGUCUGUAUAUCCUAUCUUACCCUACCCUAAUUUUUUAUCAAUUUUCCUCACCAGCUUCCAUGGCAUCACGUUCACUAAGACCUUCCAAAAAACGAACCCCAUUCUCUCCCUUUCCUUGCCUUUGAAGAAUACUAGGAGUUGUGUCGCCCUCUGCCUGCCUUGAUCCUUUGCUUCUCACAUCCACAUUCCCCCAAUCGCACUUUAAAUUUUGACUUCCCCACUCCCUUCCCCAACUUCACUUCCAAUCCAAUCCCUUCCCAACCCCACCCCCCACUUGAGAAGACAAAAAAGAAAAAAGAAAAAAAAAUCGAUACCGACUCGCCUACUCCAUUCGCACCGUCCUCGUCCUCAUCCUAAGUCUGUCGAUUUUCUCCAGGUAAAUGCCGCAUUCCCUUUUCAAUCCCAUAAAAAAUAGACCCAUCAAAAACUUGAGAUAAAUCACUUCCCGAAGAUUUGAUUGUGCACGGUAGAGAGCAUCCAAACCUUAGAAAGGUUUUUUUUUUUUUGAACUCCUGAUGUUUGAUUUUCCUAGUUCACUGUAGCAAUCCAUUUCCUUCCUUUUCUCCUCUUUCACCGGCGAGUCAUCACCAUAAUUGCAGUCAAAAACAGAAGGAAGAAAGAGACAAAAUCUGCGAAACGCGCGUAACGAAACCGCCAACGACCAAUCAAAUAAUUAAUUCAAUAAAUGGUGAAGAAAUUGCUGCGUAAAGCCCAACUCUUCGUCACUAAGUCUUUCCACAAACGCCGUCGUCCUUCUCCUCCUCGACCUUAUAAUCCGCCUCCUCCUUCUCCUCCUCCUCCUCCAUUCCCGCCGCCGCCGCCACCGCCGCCGCCGGCCGCCAUGUCUCCGCCGCAGCCCCAGUUCCCUUUCGUCUUCCCGCGCGCCGAGUCCACGGUCCUCCCCGACCCUUCCCCCUUCUUCGCGCCGGGCCUCCUCGGCGCCCCGCUCCCGACCAACUCCUUCUUCCAGAACUUCGCCCUCAACAGCGGCGACCAGGCCGAGUACAUCCACCCCUACCUCGUCAAGCCCUCCCCGUCCUCCGUCGCCGUCUCGUUCCCUUCCCGCUUCGCCACCUCCGCCUUCCUGUACCAAGUCUUCACCGCCGACCUCACCGUCUCCGCCGCCUCGGCGGGCGGCGAUGGCGACGGCGGCGGCGGCGACGCUGGGGCGGGGGCGCCGCGGCACGUGAUCUCGUCGUACAGCGACCUCAGCGUGACGCUGGACUUCGCGGCCUCGGGCCUGAGGUUCGUCCUAGCCAGGGGGAGCCCUUACCUGACCUGCCUGGUCAACCGCGGGGUGGAGGUCGCGAUCGCCACGAUUCACGCGAUCCUCUCGCUCUCCUCGAACAGCAGCCGCACCAAGCAUACCGUGAAGCUCAACAACAACCAGACCUGGCUUGUCUACACUUCCUCGCCGAUCAGUUUCAGGCACAGUCUCAAUGCGAUGACUUCGGGGAGGUUCUCCGGGGUCAUCAGGAUCGCCUGCUUGCCGGACGCUGGAUCGUUUAGCGAGGAGGUCUUGGACAGGUUCAGUUCCUCGUAUGCUCUGUCCGGUGAUGCGGUGUUGACUAGGCCGUUUUGCGUGGAGUACAAGUGGGAGAAGAGAGGGUGGGGGGAUCUGCUCAUGCUCGCGCACCCGCUCCACGUUCAACUUCUGUCUCCCGAUGACUGCGGCGUCACUGUGUUGGAGGAUUUCAAGUAUAGGAGUAUCGAUGGCGAUCUUGUUGGUGUGGUUGGAGAUUCCUGGGUGUUGAAAUCUGAUCCUGUCUCUGUCACUUGGCAUUCAAUCAGAGGCAUCAAGGAAGAGUCGCGCGAUGAAAUCAUUCAAGCCCUUAGCAGGGAUGUCGAGUCCCUUGAUCCAGCUGCGAUAACGACGGCUUCAUCUUAUUUUUAUGGGAAAUUGAUUGCCAGAGCGGCAAGGUUGGCUUUGAUUGCCGAGGAGGUGUCUUAUCCUGAAGUUAUCCCGGCGGUUGGGAAAUAUCUGAAGAGCACCAUAGAGCCAUGGUUGGAUGGGACUUUCAGUGGUAAUGGAUUCUUGUAUGAUGCGAAAUGGGGUGGGAUCAUCACCAAGCUAGGAUCGAAAAAUGCUGGCGAAGAUUUUGGCUUCGGGUUGUACAAUGAUCAUCACUAUCAUUUAGGGUACUUCCUUUAUGCGAUUGCUGUUCUCGCCAAGAUUGAUCCUGCAUGGGGAAGGAAGUACAGGCCUCAAGCUUAUUCAAUGAUGGCGGAUUUCAUGAACUUGGGGAGAAGAACGAAUUCCAAUUAUCCGCGUCUGAGGUGCUUUGACCUGUAUACAUUGCACUCUUGGGCUGGUGGAUUGACUGAAUUUGCAGAUGGGCGGAAUCAGGAGAGCACGAGUGAGGCUGUGAAUGGUUACUAUUCAGCUGCUUUAAUGGGAUUGGCCUAUGGAGACACCCAUCUUGUUGCCGUUGGGUCAACGCUCGCUGCAAUGGAAAUUCAAGCAGCUCAAACAUGGUGGCAUGUUAGAGAAGGUGAUACUUUAUAUGAGGAAGUCUUCACUAAGGAGAACAGGGUGGUGGGUGUUCUGUGGGCUAGCAAAAGGGACAGUGGUCUUUGGUUCGCUGGAGCGGAGCGGAAAGAUUGUAGGCUUGGAAUUCAGGUUUUGCCUUUGUUGCCUAUUACUGAGGUUCUAUUCUCGGAUAUCCAGUUUGUGAAACAGCUGGUGGAUUGGACAUACCCAGCAUUGAGCAGGGAGGGAAUUGAAGGAUGGAAAGGGUUUGUGUAUGCAUUGGAAGGGAUUUAUGACAAAGGUAGUGCGCUGGAAAAAGUGAGGAGCUUGAGCGGUUUUGAUGAUGGGAACUCUAUUUCGAAUCUUCUGUGGUGGAUUCAUAGUAGAGGUGAUGAAGAAGAGAUAGGAUGCAGUGAUGGAGGAAAGUACUGUUGGUUUGGUCACUAUUGUCACUGAAAUUGUUUUUUCAGGGACGGAUUGAAUUGCUUUAGAUGAGAUAUUUGUGUUGCUCAUUUUUUUGGAGCAUUUAUGUAUAUAUAUGAGGAAUCGCUUUGUGCCGCGUGUAUCUAUUUUCGGAAUAAAAUGGUUCAUUAUCCCUGCUC
Messenger RNA from Eucalyptus grandis, 4443 nucleotides. Its product is annotated as probable endo-1,3(4)-beta-glucanase ARB_01444. Lineage: Eukaryota; Viridiplantae; Streptophyta; Magnoliopsida; Myrtales; Myrtaceae. The transcript is spliced from 2 exons. Gene Ontology annotation, molecular function: endo-1,3(4)-beta-glucanase activity. Bases 2057 to 4297 code for a protein of 746 amino acids. The record is from RefSeq and is a predicted model, not a curated record.